AUGGGUUUUAGCAAAAGAUUGGUUCUUUCGAUUUUGAGCAUACUGGGUUUGCUCUCUCUUGCCUCCGGGGCUCGCCUCUACUCUUCCUCUGCUUCAAAGCAGAAGCUGGACGUCCAGAAGCACUUGAAUCGGUUGAACAAGCCAUCUACCAAGUCCAUUCAGAGCCCGGAUGGAGAUAUCAUUGACUGUGUUCCCAUGUCCAGUCAGCCAGCUUUCGACCAUCCUUACCUCAAAGACCACAAAAUUCAGAUGAGGCCUAGCUUCCACCCAGAAGGACUGUUUGAUGACAACAAAGUGGCUGCUGCAGCAGAAUCUAAAGUGAGAGCAAAUCCAAUCAAGCAGUUGUGGCAUGCCAACGGUAAAUGCCCUGAAGGCACCAUUCCAAUCAGAAGGACAAAGCAGGAAGAUGUUGUGAGAGCGAGCUCUGUGAAAAGAUAUGGUAAGAAGAAGCAUAGAAGCAUCCCAAAGCCUAAGUCAGCCGAACCUGAUCUCAUUAACCAGAGUGGCCACCAACAUGCGAUAGCAUAUGUUCAAGGAGAUAGGUAUUAUGGAGCCAAGGCCACCAUUAACGUUUGGGAACCAAAGAUACAACAACCCAAUGAGUUCAGCCUGUCUCAGUUAUGGAUAUUGGGAGGAUCCUUUGGUGAGGAUCUCAACAGUAUUGAAGCUGGUUGGCAGGUCAGUCCAGAUCUUUAUGGUGACAACAACACAAGGCUCUUCACCUACUGGACAAGCGAUGCAUAUCAAGCAACUGGGUGCUACAAUCUGCUAUGCUCGGGCUUUAUCCAGAUCAACAGUGAGAUAGCAAUGGGUGCAAGCAUCUCUCCUGUUUCUGGCUUCCGCAAUUCCCAAUAUGACAUCAGUAUCCUUAUCUGGAAGGAUCCAAAGGAAGGGCACUGGUGGAUGCAGUUUGGAAACGACUAUGUGUUAGGGUACUGGCCAUCAUUUCUGUUCUCAUACUUAGCAGACAGUGCCUCCAUGAUUGAGUGGGGAGGUGAGGUGGUGAACACAGAACCAGAUGGGCAGCACACCUCGACGCAGAUGGGGAGUGGGCAUUUCCCGGAGGAAGGGUUUGGUAAGUCGAGCUACUUCAGGAACAUUCAAGUUGUGGACGAGUCCAACAAUCUCAAGGCUCCCAAAGGACUUGGCACCUUCACCGAGCAGUCCAACUGCUAUGAUGUUCAAACUGGCAGCAAUGGCGACUGGGGUCAUUACUUUUACUAUGGAGGCCCUGGUAAGAACGCCAACUGCCAGUGA
Molecule: messenger RNA, 1257 nt
Organism: Linum trigynum
Lineage: Eukaryota; Viridiplantae; Streptophyta; Magnoliopsida; Malpighiales; Linaceae
Source: the annotation of a GenBank genome assembly